Messenger RNA from Theobroma umbraticum, 2943 nucleotides. RefSeq names its product potassium channel SKOR-like. Gene Ontology annotation, cellular component: membrane. Gene Ontology annotation, molecular function: protein binding; voltage-gated potassium channel activity. Lineage: Eukaryota; Viridiplantae; Streptophyta; Magnoliopsida; Malvales; Malvaceae. Gene Ontology annotation, biological process: transmembrane transport; potassium ion transport. The record is from RefSeq and is a predicted model, not a curated record.
UACCCAUUCCUGAAAUUCUAAUUAGUUUGCUUCUGUUACGGUAAAGUGCCGUAUUCACACUAUAAUCCAUCCCAGUACUAGAAAAAUUCUGUAGGAGCUUCUCGCCUCGCGCUGCGAUUCUUUUUGUCACCAAAAACCCACUUUUUCUAAAUUCUAAUGUUAUCCUUUCAAUCAGUUAAUGCGGCGUAGAACAAUUUCAGAUGCCUUGAUCGUUUCUUACUGUUGUUAAUGGGAACAAAUUCUGACUCCAAUGCCAACGGCUUAAAUUUCACUUGGUGUCCGAACUUUAGCUUUCCCUCGCAGCUCAAGGUACGUAAAAUUUCUUUCGCCUUUCUCUUCUCCAGAUUGCUUGGUGCUGAUUAGUCUGUAGAGAUUGUAAAGAGUAAGAUCGAGGAAGGAUGAUGCGCGAAGGAGAAAGGGGAAAUAGAGGGAAGGAGUCGGAAGAUGAAGAGUCGGAGGAGUCGAGAAAACCACUGUGGAAGAGGGUUUUGUCGCUGAUGAGAAAUGAGCAGCUGUCGAGCUGGAGUGGAGUUGCGAGAGAUAUUGUUAGUGGAAGCAGAGGGGCUUCUCCUCCUCAUGGAUUCAUCAUUCAUCCUGAUGACUGGUGGUACGUGCUGUGGACGCAUUUCAUACUGGUAUGGGCAAUCUACUCCUCCUUCUUCACUCCUUUGGAAUUCGGCUUCUUCAGAGGUCUUCCAGAGAACCUUUUCCUCUUGGACAUCGCCGGCCAGAUCGCCUUUCUCUUCGAUAUCGUCGUCCGCUUCUUUCUCGCCUAUCGAGACACUCACUCCUAUCGCUUGGUCUACGAUCGCAGGCUCAUCGCCCUUAGGUACUUAAAAUCUCGUUUUAUUGUUGAUUUUCUUGGAUGUUUGCCCUGGGAUGCUAUUUAUAAGGUCUGUGGGAGACGAGAGCCUAUUAGAUACAUGCUAUGGAUUAGGCUAAGUCGGGCUCUGAGAGUGACAGAGUUUUUUGAGAAGUUGGAGAAAGACAUACGGAUAAAUUACCUUUUCACGAGGAUUGUGAAGCUUCUUGUUGUUGAAUAUUAUUGCACCCAUGCAGCUGGUUGCAUCUUUUACUAUCUGGCUACAACAGUGCCUCCCUCCAAGGAAGGCUACACAUGGAUAGGAAGUUUACAGAUGGGUGAAUACCAUUUUUCAAAUUUCAGAGAGAUUGAUAUUUGGAAGCGUUAUAUAAUAUCUCUUUAUUUUGCCGUUGUUACUAUGGUAACUGUUGGUUAUGGAGACAUACAUGCUGUCAAUGUCAGAGAAAUGAUAUUUGUCAUGAUUUAUGUUUCUUUGGACAUGAUUCUUGGUGCUUAUCUGCUUGGUAACAUGGCAGCAUUGAUAGUAAAAGGAUCAAAGACUGAAAGGUUUCGGGAUAAAAUGACUGACCUUAUCAAAUACAUGAAUAGAAAUAAUCUUGAAAAGCAAAUAAGUAAGGAGAUUAAAGGCCACCUGAAGUUACAGUAUGAUCGCAGUUAUACCGAGGCAACUGUUCUUCAAGAUAUUCCAGCUUCUAUUCGCACCAAGAUCUCUCAGAAAUUAUAUGAGCCAUUCAUCAAAGAAGUUUCUCUUUUCAAGGGAUGCUCAACGGGAUUCAUUAAGCUGAUUGCAAACAAAGUCCAUGAGGAGUUUUUCCUUCCAGGGGAAGUGAUUAUUGAACAGGGAAAUGUGGUCGACCAACUCUAUAUUGUUUGUCAUGGAAAACUGGUGGAAGUAGGAAGAGGAAAAAAUGAUGAAACAGGGGAGUUCGUUACGGAUCUCCAGACCUUUAGCUCCUUUGGUGAAGUUUCUUUCCUUUGCAACACUCCUCAGCCUUACACAAUUCGAGUUCGUGAAUUAUGUAGGGUGCUACGACUUGAUAAACAAUCCUUUAUGGAGAUCGUCGAGAUAAACUUUUCUGAUGGACGUAUUAUCUUGAACAACCUUCUUGAGGGAAAAGAUUCCAACAUGCAGAAUGAAAUAUUAGAGUCGGAUGUUACCCUUUUUAUUGGAAAGCUUGAAUCUGAGCUAGCUGCGAGGUUGAAUUGUGCUGCCUACAAUGGAGAUUUAUAUCGAUUGAAACGUCUGAUUGGAGCUGGAGCGGAUCCAAAUAAGACAGACUAUGAUGGAAGAUCACCUUUGCAUAUUGCUGCCUCCAAAGGAUAUGAAGAUAUUACUUGUUUUCUUAUUGAACAGAAUGUGGACGUUAAUAUUUCGGAUAAGUUUGGGAAUACUCCCUUGCUUGAAGCCAUCAAGCAUGGGCAUGACCAAGUUGCUUCUUUACUUGUUAAUGCGGGAGCAUUACUUGCAAUGGAUGAUGCUGGUGGUUUUCUUUGUAUGACUGUUGCAAGAAGGGAUUUGGAUUUGCUAAAACGUCUUUUGGCUGGUGGUGUAGAUCCAAAUGCCAAAAGUUAUGAUUACCGAACGCCACUUCAUGUUGCUGCCUCAGAAGGGCUAUAUUUAGCAGCCAAAAUGCUUCUUGAAGCAGGAGCUAGCGUUUUCUCAAAAGACAGAUGGGGAAAUACUCCACUUGAAGAAGCCCAUAUAGCUGGAAAUAGGAAUUUGAUUGGGUUGCUUGAAGCUGCAAGAGCUUCUCAGAUGACUGAGUUCUCUGAUUGUCUUCGACAAAUUCAAGGCGAGAUGCGGAAGAAGAAAUGCACGGUUUUCCCGUGUCACCCGUGGCAUCAAGAGGAGAGAAGAGAGGGAGUUGUCUUAUGGGUGCCGGAAAGCAUGGAAGAACUAAUCAAGGCGGCCAAGGAGCAGUUAGAAUGCUCUCAUGGUUGCUGUAUUUUGUCUGAGGGUGGUGGUAAAAUUCUUGACACCAAUAUGAUUAGUAAUGAUCAAAAGCUAUUUUUGGUUGAUUAGCGAUGGGAAAAUUUACAAUAUAAUUCUUGAAUAACUUGUUAUGAAAUUUCUCUGAUACUUAUAUACGAGUGCUAAUGACAAAUUCAGUUUCCUCCCA